Chara braunii is the source of this 8418-nucleotide messenger RNA. Lineage: Eukaryota; Viridiplantae; Streptophyta; Charophyceae; Charales; Characeae. The record is from the annotation of a GenBank genome assembly.
ACGUUGUGAGUGGGACGUGGGAGCCAACGGCCGGCCUUCGUGUGUCCGACAGGCUGAAUUGCUUGAUUGAUUGAUGGAUCCAUCGUGGUGAUUCCGCGUCACGGCCAUGGCUACGUCUUCUGCCAGAUUGUGGCCGUAUCCUUGGGAGGCGGCGGCAAUCUCUUCUGCUAAGGGAGGCGGAGGUGGGGUAGGGGGAGAGGGAGGGGGAGGGGGAGGGGAUGUGCACAAGAACAGUCGAUGCCAGGAAAUACGAAAUGAUUAUCGAAGAAUAUGGGGAUGGAACGGGAGGUCGCAGCACCCAAGUUUUAUGCCACGUGGCACACCAGGGUGCUGGCUCUGUAGUCGACGUGAGGUGACUGGGACGGGGGAGAUCCGUCGUGAUGAUGCUGAUUGUGCAUUAGGCCGAAGGACGAGAGUGCAUCUCUUUGGUCUGGCAAAGGGAGGACAGAUCCUUCCGCCGGCCAUGCGGAGUAGUUGCUGCACCACGGGAGGUGGCCACGUCAGCAGCUCCCUUGGUGGGGUGACACGUGUCUCACGAUUGGCUGGUCGGUUUUGCACAGAAAGAAACGGACGGGAUUUGCUGCCGGUGGUCGUCGGCAAAGGAUCUUGGGACGGAGUGAGGAAAGUGAAGGAUAACGAGGUGGAGAAAGGGAGAAGUGGAUUAUGUCCAUUGCCCAGAAGGAGGGCGUGUCAGAAGAUUGGCGCUCUGUAUGGUGGGCUGAAUAAACGAGGGGACUACACGGAGGCAUUCGGCGUUUGCAUUGCGCGGGCUGAUAAGCUAGGAAAGCGGACGGGCGAACGACUAAGUGUCGUUGAGGCGAUUGGCGGUGAGGGAGAGAGAGAGGAAAGGACGGGGUUCAGGGGGCGGCCGACAGGUAAUGGGACUACACCACUACAUGGAGGAGGAGGAGGAGAACGAGGAGAAGGAUGGGGGAAGGUGGUAGGUGGAAGGAGAAGGGAUGCGAGCGCGAAGAGCACGACGACGAUCGGAAGCAAUGGCGAUGGCGAAAGUGAUGAUGAGGAUGCUGACGAGUCGACUUCCCUGAUUGCAACGGAGGCAGCGACGCCGAGGGGAAUGCGACUAGAAGGAGACAGCGGAGGAACGGUGGAGAGUAUGUCAUGGCUUGGUGUAAAUUGGAGCGCAAUGCUUAUGUUGGACAAUGAGCAAGGAGGAGGAGGAGGAGGAGGAGGAGGAGGAGAAAGAGGAGGAAAAAGAACAGAAAAUCGAGAAGGAUCUGCAGCUUGGAAUCGCUGGGAAGACGUGGCGUCUAACCAGCGAACCUCGGGACCGGAUAGCGAUGGCGAAGCCGCUGGAAUUCCGUCGAAACACGUGGGUAUGGAAGCGCCGAGGAGGAUCAAUCGGAUUCGGAGGCUGCGACCGAGAAUGAAUCUGAAACAGCUCUCGAAAUUGGCCAAACUCGUGGUAGUAGCAGAAACAGUAGGGAAGGAGAACGAAGUCCAUGGCUAUGGUGACUCAGCCCAACCCGAUGUAAAAGGUGAUGGCGAUGUGGCGGGCGACGACUUAUGCCUGCUUGCGGGCGAGUCCGCCGGUCGACCCGCAAUGAAAACAGGUGGUGUCGACGUGGUGGGCGACUCUCACGAUGAUAGUUUUUAUACUGUCCGGGAUGAUGAGGCCAGUUACGGUGAGGAUGAAAGGAAGAGGAAUGGCAGCGGCGGAAGAGAAAGCCGGCUGCAGGCUGACAGGCAGCAGAAGAAGUUGACGUUGAUCUUAGGAAGACGACGAUCUGACGGCCGAGUUCCAUCGAGAAAAGUCGAUAGCGCAUCGACUACGUCAGUGGAUGAUGACAGCGUGGUGCCCUCUUCCCUAGCGGGUCCCUCCCACGAUCAAGGGGUUGAGGAUGGCUUAGGGAGAGAGAGAGGGAGAGAGAGAGGGAGAGCGAGAGCUAAGGGUGAAGGCAGUUGGACGAAAAUUGUUGGUGAGACGGGCCAUGUCGUGUAUAGACGAAACAUGGGGCACCAGCGUUCUCCUCCUCCCAUAGUAAAAGGAAGAAAGAACCCGCUUGUCGGCGGUGGAGAAGAGGUAGAUUCAGAUUAUGCCAUCGAUGAUGAUGAAGAACUGGCUGUAGCUUCUUCUUCCGAAGCACGAAAGGAUGAUAAGGCGGCGAGCUUUUCGCCCUCUGGAAAUGUCAAUGACGGCAACCGAAAUGAUGCUCUGGCCAUAGAAUCUCCUACACAUAGACAUUCUGCUGAUGAGUCUUGCACGCCAUCGUCAUCGUCAUCUUCACUCCAACUGCCAUCAUCAUCAUCAUCGUCAUCAUCAUCAUCAUUGUUCCAGCUGUCGAGGUGCGUUACGUUAGUGUCACCUUCAGCAUCAGAGGAUAUCAGCGGUGGUCGGGGACAUGCCGUCGCUCAUCUCAACGACAACGAUGACGACGAAGUAAGUGAAGGCAUCCAAGACGCAGACGAAGGAGAAGAUGAAGAAGCAGCAGAAGAGCGGAAGCUGCAUUUGGAGGCAGAGAGUGGUGGUGACAGCGCCGCCAUCGAGUCGUCACUCAGGGAAAGCUCUACUACGUCAGCUCAGGCAUUGUAUAUGAAGGGAGAGAGUGGCACUGACAGCGCGAUCAACACAAUCAUCAAAAGAUCUGGUAUUUCAGAUAAGAUGAGAUACAAUAGUAACAGUAAUAAUUAUGAGACUACUACUUUGGAGAAGAAUCGGAUAACCGAUGAUGAUGACGACGACGACGACGAAGAUGAUGAUGAUGAUGAUGAUGAUGAUGAAGUUGCACAUGCUGUUCAUGAUUAUGAUUGGCUUUGGCGGGAAACAUGGGGAUGUGAUGUGCGAGGGUUUGGUACAGCUGGGGACGGAGUAAGAAGACGACAGCAGGGGAUAGAGGACCGUAUCGAUGAUGACGAGACCCUUGGAGACGAUGGGGAUGGAGAAGUGGAUGGCAUCCGUGAGAGCGUGGCCGGCGAUGGCGGUCGGGAUCCCAGCGGUGUUGAUGCCGAUGCCUUACGAGUAGUGGAAGGUGUUGAAGACAAAGAUGAUGAUAUGUCAGAAGGUGGGGUGUUGGUGGAGGCGGCCAGGAAUCAGGAAGAUGGUAAAGAAGGUGACGGUCAUAGAGAGGACGCUAUAGCCGCAGAAGCAGCUGGAAUCGAUGCUGAGACAUUGGAGGGGGGCACGAGGAGGAGAAUCAUGCGGCCAGUGAGGUCCAGGGGCGCUUAUCCGAUCGAGAUGCAGAGUCCGGAUCCGGACCCGAUGGCCGUGACGGCAAUGGGCAAUCAGAGGAGGCGAACGGAGAAAGGACGUGUGAGCCGCCUUCGUGGAGAAGCAGCAGUAGCAGCGGCAUCAAAGGAAGAAGAAGAUGACGAUGAUGAUGAUGAUGAUGAUGAUUACGAUUACGAUGAAGAGGAUGAUGAUGAUGAUGAUGAUGAUGAUGAUGAUGAUGGUGAUGCUGGCGAUGGUGAAGCGCGAGUUUCGGGGAAGAGGAGAUUGACGGGAUACAAGAAGCGGUGGUUGAGGAGGAAGGAGUGGAAAAAGCGAGUGUGUGACGAGCAGUGGAGGGAGAUGGUGGGAAAGGUGGUAGGCGAGAUUUUGCAGAUGCCACCUGGAAGAUACAUCUGGGAGGCGAUGGCCAAGUGGGAACAGAGCGAGGUGGAAGCGGGAGAGGUCGGUAGGAUGCGCAACUGGGAUUGGUGUGGGAUUGUGAAAGAGCUGGGCAGAGCGCGCCGAUGGCAGAGAGCGCUGGAAAUGUUUGAAUGGCUAGUCUUACAGAAUUGGUAUCGACCGACUUCAGGCAUGAUUGCGACUGUCGUUGGAGUCUCUGGGCGAAGUGGCCACAUCCGAAUUGCCGAGGACUUGUUCCAGAGAUAUGAAGAUGGGGUAGGCAACCAGAUUAGCGUUUACAACGCUCUCCUUGGUGCGUACGUUAGAAAUGGAUUGUACAAGGAAGCCGAGAGGCUCUUCGAGAUUAUGAAGAAAAAGCGCGGCGGCCGACCGAAACCUAAUGUCGUUAGCUAUAACACCAUGAUCAGCGCUUUGGCGAGAAUGGCCGAAGAAGACGAUCUUGAUGCUGCCGAUGCUGAACGAGAGAGAGGAGGAGGAGGAGGAGGAGGAGGAGGAGGAGGAGGAGGAGGAGUGUUGUCCAAAGACAAAGGGGAAGAAGGUGUUGGGGGGGGCGCGAGGGAUGAUGAAGGGGAGGGAGGAAGGAGGAAGAGGUUUGGCGACAAAGCGCGGAACUUGAUGAGGGAGAUGAAAGAAGCGGGACUUCAGAAAGAUACCAUUACUUUUAAUACAAUGAUUGCAGUGUGUGAGAGGGCAGGAAAAUGGCGGGAAGCGGAACAAUUGUUCUCUGGGAUGAAGACUUCCACAUCAUGGGUCUGCAAACCUGAUAAAUGGACGUAUAAUACCAUGGUUGCCGUCUAUGUGAAGGCUGAUAAGGAGGAGGAGGCAUUCAAGGUGUUCAGAGAAAUGUUAUCAAAAGAGAUAGAACCAGAUCGAGACACGUGGAAUGCAAUCGUUCGUAUCUUGGCGAGGAUGGGCAGGAUAGACGAGGCAGAGGAGGUUGUCUUCGAGAUGAAAUCACGUAGUCGGAGGUUAGACGAGAUGUCUUUCAAUGCGCUGAUCAGCAUGUACGGCAGGCUGGGAGAAGCGAAAAUCGGAGAAGACGUGUGUCGGCAGAUGCGCAAUCGAGGCAUGAUUCCCCAUAUAACCUCAUUUACUGCUAUAAUCGAUGCCUACGGAAGAGCAGGAAAGUUACGCGAGAUGGAGAGAAUGUGGGGACAGAUGGUCGCCGAUGGCAUUCGUCCCAUGGCUGCUACCUUCGGCGUGGUUAUGUCUGCUUAUGCGAGGAGUGGUAGAUUUCAGCAAGUAGAGACGGUAUUCAGAGGACUGGGGAGAUGGGGGGAAAGGGGUGUUGAAGAUGUGGGUGAUGAUAGGGUCAUGGCAGACAGGGAUGCUUAUCUUACAAUGAUUGACGUCUACAUGAAAUGGGGCCGCCAAGAUCGUGUGCAGCGCUUAUUGGAGGAGAUGCAGGCGGCUGGAUUAACGAGCAAGUACGAUGGCGAUGAUUGGCAGAUGAACAGAUCGAUCUCCGGCAAUAGCCGCCGACGUUCUUCUCCUUCUGUCGCGGCAGAGGAUGAUCAUAGAAUUACUAAAGGAGGAGGAGGAGGAGGAGGAGGAGGAGGAGGAGGAUGGGGGGGGAGCGACUGGGAUCAAUUGUUGGGGGUAAAGGAGAUGGCGAGCGAUGAGGCUGCAGUUGGAGGGAUGGAGAAAGAGGAAUGGGGAGGGGAAGGAAACGAAGAAGGAGAAGUGGUGGUGGCCAGCUCUUGGAAGACCUACACACGAUUGAUUGAAGCAUAUGGUCGAGGUGGCAAAGUGGAAGAGGCUGAACAUACUUUUGCGAGGAUGAGGAGAGAGGGACCACCCCCCGAUGAUCGGACGUACGCGGCAAUGAUCGAUGCCUAUGCACAUGGCGGCAGAAUUGAUGACGUGGAGAGGUUAUGGGAAGAAAUGAUGACACGUGGCAAGUCGAAGGACGGAAUGAAAUGGGUGGCAGCAGCAGAGGGAGAAGUAGCUGGCGAGGGCGUAGUGCCACAUCCCCCUCCUAGGCCUGGACUUGCAUCUUAUUCCGCUGUGAUGAGGGCGUAUUUGAAGGCUGGCAGAUUUAUGGCUGCGUCGUCACUCCUGAGAACAGCGGAAGAACAGAGGUUGAGGGCGGCGGCCUUGAGGAAGGGUAAUGGUGCUGCAAGUACUGUCGUCAGUACCGUCCCACGUGGAGGAGAUGGUAGUCAAUCUGAGGAGGAGGCGGUUGUGUUCUCCUUGUAUCAAUUGUUGGCAUUUGCGUAUGCGAAGCAGAGACGUAUUUCCGAUAUGAACGGCGUGCUUCUGAGGAUGGAGCGGGCGAAGGUCGGAUUAGAACUUGCCACGUGCCGUGCUGUAAUUCGAGCAUACGAUAUUGAGGACAUGGUGGAAGAUGCUCUUCUUGUACUGGAUAAAAUGGAGGCAGAAGAGGUUGUCGGCGAUUUGGAAGUCUGUUCUCGUUUGCUGGCGAUGAGUGUGAGGAGAAGGAUUUGGAAAGAGGGUGUGGAACGAGUACAGGUCUGCAUGGAGAAGUGGGGGAUAGAGGGGGACGGAAAUGUGGCCUUGGCACUUCUCGAAGCGCACGGAUUACGAGGACAAUGGGAUAAUGCGCAGAGGAUCUUCGACGAGAUAAAGCAGAAAGGCUGGCCUUGUCCGACCGCAGCGCAUGAUUGGCUGAUACGAGCCUACGUGGAGGGGGGUAGAGGGGAGGACGCGGAGCGGUUGCUGUUGGAACUGGAAUCGGCGGGAUGUGUGCCAGGGGUCAGAACGUUCGAGGGGGUGAUUGAUGGGCUAUCGAGGUCUGGAGGGGAGGGAAGAUUAUGGGGGAUCCUCCGGAGGGUGGAGCGAAGCGGAUUAGGAUUGACCAGACGCAUGUACGAGCAGAGCCUGAUCGCCUUUUCGAGGAUGGGAAGGGUGGAGGAGGUGGAGGCCCUUUGGCAGCGAGCCCGAGAAGAUGGCCAUCUCCUGACCUUCCCCAUGUACAAGGCUGUGAUUUUGUCCUUGGCGCAGUUCAACAAGCUGAAAAUGGUGUCUAGACUGAUGCAGGAGAUGGCUGAGUCGGGACACCGUGCUGACCUGGAGCUUUACAAUCACGUCAUCGCAAUGUAUGGUCGAAUAGGCAAGCUGGUCGAAGCAGCGACUGUUUUCCAGGGAAUGAAGGAACUUGGGUGCGAGCCAGACUCGGAGACAUAUAAAGAGUUGGUGGGGAUGCAUCUGGAUCGUCUGCUAUGUGACCAAGCAAUCCGGAUCCUAAAGGGGAUGGAGAAAAACGAGGUGAGGGUGGACGAAAGAAUCUACGCCAAGCUGAUUCGAUCGUUGGGCAAAUUGGGAAGGGUCCAAGAUGCAGAAGACUGGUUUGGAAAGGUCAAAGGGAAACCACUUACAGACAACGUGUUGGAAGGAGUGUAUGCAGCUAUGGUGGAUGUUUAUCGGAGAGAGGCAAUGUGUGACCAAGCUAAGGAAUUGGUGAGGGAGAUGAGAGAGGGAGGCAUGCAGGUGGGACCUGGGAUAAUGAAUAUGCUUGUUGAUGCGUUCGGCAGAGCUGGAAGGGCAGAUGCGGCGGAAGAAGCGAUUCGAGAAAUGGAGGCAACGGGGAUUGGAAUCGACGGUCGAGAACACACGUCGCUCCUGCAUGCAUAUCUCAAACAGUGCCAGUAUGACAAGGCAGUGGAGGUGUUCCGGUCGAUGAGAGGGCGGGGACUUGUCCCUACUACAGUCACGUACACGACUAUGACGCAGGCUUGUGGGGCGUGCAAUGAAUUCAAGGAGGCACUUGUGCUGCUCAAGGAGAUGAAGGCGGCAGGGAUGACCGUGCCUUAUGCCUUGAUGAGGGGUCAGGCAACGAAGAAGGGAGACGACCUUUGGGAAGAGGUUGGACGGUUUCUGGACGAGCUGGUGUUGGAAGGCAAGGAGGCAGCUGCCGGAUUUGUAAAUGUGCUGACAGAUUUACUGUGGGUUUACUCCCAAAAAGAGAGAGCUGCGCACCUUCUCCUUUUGGCACAGGAUAGGAGGGUCUUUGGUGCACCCCUUUUCAGAGUUAACAACAAAGACUGGGCGGCAGAUUUGAGGAGAAUGUCAUAUGGAACAGCAUUGACCGUGCUGACAAUGUGGCUGAUCAAACUACAGGAAGCAGCCUUGGAUGGCGAACCAGAAUGCCCGAAGAAAGUGUACCUGGUCACUGGGUCAGGGAGACAACAGAAUGAGGUUUCAGUCCAGAGAACGGUGAUGUCAAAACUAUGGGACAUGCGUUCGCCAUUUUCUCCGUCCGAUACACGAGAGGGUGUCCUGAUUGGAAAUGGUCGUGCCGUUAGCAUGUGGCUCAAGAAUUCUCCCAGGUGUAGGGAACUAGAACUCCGCGAUGACCCACUUCCACGAAAGCCUCCAGUUGCCGUGUAUGAUGGUACACUUAUGACUGUUGAUGUCAUUCGGUCCCUCAAGCGUAUUGAACAGAAAGAGCGUGACCUGUCAAGCCCGAAAAGACCGGUGGCUGCCGUUUUACUGACAAAUGACAUAGACGAAAACAAGGAGAAUGCUAAUGAAAAGGAUCAAAGCACAAAGAAGGUGAGGGAGUCAAGGGGGGAAGGAGCAUCGAGGAAAAGGAGGCCGACAAAGGCAGAGGGUGCUCUGGAGGAAACCUUACAUGAGGGACAGAAAUGCACAGAAAUGCAGGGUUUUGCAGAAUCUGUCGUCCUCUUUUAUGGCAGUGAGGUGGCAAUCGAAGGGUUCAAACAAAUCGAGGAUAACGAUGGUGCGCAUCUGAAAAGCCGAGCUCUGGAUAUGAACGAGUACGGGACGACAAGCAAAGGAAAGAUCCAGGGGCAGGGAACGUAAUGGAGUUUCAAAAUUGGUGCAAGCAGAGCGACCCACUCUGGAGAAUU